UAAUAUUCAGUGCAAAGUAGCCUAGAAUUUCUUUGGUGGGGGGCGGUGAAGUACCAGGAUAAUGGAUGGGGGGGGGGCCCCAAAAAAGGUUGAGAAACACUGAGUUAGCCAAUAGUAUGACCUCAAGACUGAAUGCAAUAAAAGGAAGAGGUCAGGAUGAGAGAGAUGGACAGAAGUAAAAGCGCAAUAGACUUGAAGUAAAUGUUAACAAAAAUAUGCUAUCUGUCAUUUCUGAUUCUUUUAUGCAUAACAGUUAUUCAUUAACAGCAGGACUAUUCAUUUGAGUUUUUCAGUUUGAAUUAUAUAAAAAGAAGAAGUCAUGAUAGAAACAAAUUCUCAAAACAGUAACUCUGAAAGUAGUUCCAUUUAUUCAUACCUCAAGAAUUAUAUAAAUUAUAAUUUUAUAAACUUAAAUUUACAUUCUUUGGGAGGCAGAACAGAAGGUUGUUUUUUUGGCCAGUUAUCUUCACUGCCCAGUAAUUUUAGGAAUUUAAAAAUUCCUAAAACUACUGUUUGGAAAGCGUCCCCUGAAACAGCGCCACUUUGGUGCCCGAGUAUUAAACCAAUCAUUCAACCAGAUGAUGGUCACAAAGGGAGCACACAGUGCCAUUUAUUUAGAAGCCCAGGUCCUCCCUUCUCCCCUCAUGGUCUCCUGAUUGCUGUUUUAUUCAACAAAAGUGACCCUUUUUCUUGAUCUGUGGUCUUAAUAAAUUCAAAGCGCCUUCUGCUCACACCCCCCGCUCCUCCCACACACACACCAUGCAUGUCCCCAAUGCCGUUUGCCACAAUCUACUGACUGUCCAAAUAUUUUACACUUCUAUUUAAUUUGUUCACACUGAUCCUGAUUCCCGUCAGUGUCCUCAUCUCAUUCUGUCCUUGAGUCUGGCUUUUUUUUCUUCAUAUGCCCUUGCUCCUUGAAUGAGAUGCUAAUGUGCUGCCAGCAAAGCAAACACGCAUACAUAUAUUUCGAGUGUGCGAAUAGCUGAAGUAAAAACUGAAGUUGCUGAUUGACAUUUUUCACUGUUAUCUUCUGACUUGUCCUGUGUCAGCUGUUCUACUCGUACUUGUCCAGCAGUUUGCCCUGUAAAGCAUACAUUAUCUGCAUUUAUUUUCCAUUCAGCCGACUUGUAUUCAGUAUUUUACCUACUUACUUGCAUUUCAUAUUCAUGGCUGCUUAAGCAUAUUGUCACCUUGUUAAAGUCACUUCUUGCCAAAAGUGAUUUUUUUUUUUUUUUUUUUCCUAAAUCAUCUUUUGGCAGAAAAGAGGUGGUAAUAUUUUUUUCCAAAAUCACUUUUGACAAAAAAUGACUUAGGUCAUUGUUCUAGGAAGGUGAAGUUAUGUAGAUUCAGCUUGAAGUUUAUUUAUUUUGAUGUUAUAAUUGCAUUAACAGCAAAUAAGCUUGCUGGCCAUUCAAGCAAAGUACUAUGGUCAUUAAUCCAUGUACUGCUACUAGUAGUGUUGGCAGGGGACAAGUCUUGCUAGUAAAUGAAAUCUAGAUCUACAUAAAGAUUGUCGGAAGAAGAAAGCAAGAAGUUCAAGGACAAAUAUGAUGGACAUUAUGUGAUUAUAUAGGAAGAAAAAUAAGCAAAUAUGCUAAAUGGCUAAACAUGCAUCUAAAAUAAAAAGAAAAUAUUAAAAUAGAUAUAAUCAAACUGACUAAUGGACUUUGCACACCUUUUUAUUUAUAUACAAAAUUCCCAAUACUUUUAAUUUAGCAACAAUUCAAAAUGAAAGGAAUUUUCAUCAAGCGUCACCUCUCAAGACAAACCUUUUAAUAUUUAUAUAUUUCAAGAAUCAAUCAGAACUGCUCUCAUCAAGAAGGAUAAUUAUAACCACAUGAAAAUUUUAGUAGCAGUUUAUAGUAGUUCAUCUCUGGUAAGAUGUCUCUGUUCUGGGACCUUCCUGCCCUUCCAUCUGCAGCAGUGAAAUGCCUGAGGCAUCGGUGACCCCAGAGUACAGAACAGAGCCGUGUCAUUGACAGCAGACAUGACACUGAUGAAGUCAGACACAGUUUAUAAAGCAGGUGGAGGUGAGCUGCAACAUGGUAUCGGCAAAAAAUAGACAGGCCAUCCACUGCAAAAAAAAAAAAAAAAAAAAAAAUCCCUUCAUCAGUUAGUUCUUUGUAGAUUUGAUAGACCAUAGCUAGGAUAUUGUCAAUGUUGAUGGGAGAUUUUUUUCUCUCUCACUCUGUCUCUCUUGGAAACAGAUUUUUAAUUGAUAUAUUUACUUUUGAAUGUUGAGAAUUCUUUGCCAGUUUGUUUAUCUCAAACUUCAUGCUAAGCACUUGAGAACAUUCAGGACUUAACAUGUAUGGUCCUCCAAUAGAUCUGUCUUUCAAAGACCUCAACAAUGUCACAGAUGCUCUGGCGGAGAUUCCCCGCCGUCCCCUGCGACCUUUAAAGAUCGACUUGAACAACAAGUACCUGAGCCAGUCGAUGCGUCUGAACAACAACAACAUCACAAAUCUCGUUGGCCUUGAAUUCAUUUUGAAUCAUUUUCUGGCUCAGCCAUCAUCGCUUGGCUGGCUGGAUCUCUCCUGCAACAAAAUAACAAGCAUUGAACAUGUUCUAUGUGAGCUAAAGGAGCUGCGUGUUUUGUAUCUGCAUGGCAAUGACAUCUGGAGCCUGACUGAAAUAAACAAAUUAGGAGAGUUGAAUUAUCUGCACACCAUCACGCUUCAUGGAAAUGGGAUCGAAAACAUAAAGGGCUACAGGAAUUACGUUAUUUCGAUGUUGCCUCACCUGAAGAGGAUGGACUUCAGUGCUGUGACUCGCCAGGAGAAGGUCUUGGCUUCUAUUUGGUCUACGAACAUCAAACUUCCCAGAACACGACCCAAAGAUGUGUCAGAAGAUGAUUAAACAGUCAUUCAAGUAGUUCAGAUUUUUUAUAUUUUUUUACCAGUAAAAAUGAUUUAUAAAUGCCUUUACAAAUGACUGAAUAAUUGGUUUGUGUCUCUUAAAAAUGUGAAUCCAGGAAAUUUGGACAAAUAGAAUGAAUUAGUUUCACCACAAUGCAUUCAGCAUUUUCACUUGCAAGAAUUUACAGUUAGUAGGAAUGAAUAAUUUCUUUCCAUUUAACUUCUUAAACUAUUUUAGAUUUAUGUUCCUACUGACUGGGCUUGUUAAGCAGAAGAUACUCAGAUGAGCCUUGAAAGUGACAGCCUCACUCUUAUGAGUUUCACCCUGAAAAAUCCUUAAUUGCGUGGAUUUAAAUGUCCCUGAAUCAACAUGUGGUAAGGACUUAUCUGGCCACUGAAGCCAAGACAAAAAUAGAAAUCUUUUGAAAGUUAAUUUAGAUUCUGUGGAUCAGAAUAUUGACAUUGAUAUUUGUGUGAGAUGUAGCAAUGACUCAGUCGUCUUUGACAGCUUCCAGAUUCCUGAUAAAAACAUUUACCCCAUGUCCCAAACUGCGCUGUAAAGAAAGUCUCGAUGAAUAUCUUUUAGUCAGGAUGGCAGUUGCUCUCAGCGGGAUGGCAGACGGUGCUCCAGGAAAUACUUUGCACUUUGGAGAGUUUUGACUUCAGACUAGCUACUGUACAUGAACAUUACUUUUUUAUCUUGAUGCAAAAGGCUUGUCGUAAAAUAAAAUGCAUGAAUCAGGAUCUUAUGUGUCAGAUUUAUUCAUGGUUCCGCUACCACUGGAUUUCAUCAAAAAGUUAAGAGAAAUGUGUGAAAAUUUUAGAAUUUUGCAACUGGUCUUGUUGCAUUCAGGCAUGAUGAGAAAGAUUGUAUUAAUCAGAACUUUUUUCUUUUUUUUUUUUUUAGAACUUUUUUGGUUUUCAAUUUUUUUUUAUUUGAUGGGUUCUUAACAGAAUACUGUUCUUAAUACACUGUGAAGUGAAAGCAUGUUUGAAGUAUUAACUUGACUCACACAUUAAUUAUAAAACACCUUAUGUUGUGACAGCUGACAUACAACUAUUGUCCCGUAACGGUUGGCUGCUGUUUAAUCCACAAGCUCAACCUCUUUGGUUCUGAUUCCUGCAUUCUUUGAUUUCUCCAUAAAGUUCUGGAAAAGGACGUUGGAUCCUUUUCCAAAACAAUCCACCAAGUCAUUUAGGAUAUUGGGGAAGCUUAAAAAUACAAUUACACCUUCAAGAACUCUUUCCAAAAGUUGAAUUGUUCUCUGUUCCUCUGUUACGUGUGUAUUUUUGUCUUCUGUUGUAUUUAAUGUUACAAAAUGUGACUAGAGGGAUAUGAAGGCUUUAAAAAAAUUAAAAAAAGCAAAAUGUGGUUUGAAAGUUUAUUACAAUAAAGAGGACAUAAAACUA
Xiphophorus hellerii (green swordtail) is the source of this 4268-nucleotide messenger RNA. RefSeq names its product leucine-rich repeat-containing protein 51-like. The record is from RefSeq and is a predicted model, not a curated record. NCBI's taxonomy places the organism in Eukaryota, Metazoa, Chordata, Actinopteri, Cyprinodontiformes, Poeciliidae. Gene Ontology annotation, molecular function: protein binding. The coding region runs from base 2308 to 2859 and encodes 183 amino acids. The transcript is spliced from 4 exons.